Molecule: messenger RNA, 2590 nt
Organism: Caenorhabditis angaria
Lineage: Eukaryota; Metazoa; Nematoda; Chromadorea; Rhabditida; Rhabditidae
Source: the annotation of a GenBank genome assembly
AUGCGAGCUGUAACAUCAAAUAAUGCUUUAUUUCAAAAGUGGAGGGCCAGUCUAGGUGAAGAAUUCUAUAAAAACGCGCGAUAUUUUUCGAAACCAUCGAUAUGCCGAAGUCAUUUCAAAUCCGGAAGCUUUGGGAAAAUUUCAAAUAGUUCUAUUCCACUUCCACUGCCUUUCAGUAAUUUGGUUAGAGAACUUCCGCUUGAAUAUUCGACAUGUGAACUACGAAAAUCAUCAUCUCAACCAUCGAUUAACACUGGAGGAGAAUCGUGUAGCAAUAAUUUUAUGGAAGAAACAAUGUCCGAAGGAGAAGCUGAAAACGUCAGUUUCAAUUAGUAAUUUGAUGACUAGAUAUUAUUUAUUCAGAUUUUGCAAAAUGUCGGAAAAUAUCUAGAAGAGCAGGAUAAUACAGAGGAUUGUGGAGAUAAUGGAGAUGAAGAUUCUUCAGGUAUGGAAGCAGAUAUUUCUCUAAUUGAAGAUCAACUUGAUAUUGUGAAAGAUCCUAACUAUCAACCCAGUAUUGUUGAAUUGAUCGAAAAAGAUGAGUCAAUGAUAUUUGAGGAUGGUGAAAAAGAGGCGAAAUCUACGACAAAUUUCGUAUAUUGUUUUGUUCUCAUUGAAAGUUUAUUGUUAUUGGUUGAGAAAUGCUUUGAUUGUCAUUCUUCAGCGAAAUCAACAGUGAAGAAUGUUGGAAGUGUCAUAAUUGUGAGUUAUGAACAUUGAAAUUAGAUUUUAUAGUAUUUUUAUAGAUUGAUUGUGCAUGCGAAUGCGGUAAGAUAUGGAGAUUUGAAUCUAGUAAAAAGAUUAUGAGAACCGAUGGAUCCAAAUCUAGAAGAUAUUCACUGAAUGUAGCUGUAACCGCUGCCACAGUCACAAUAGGGCAAACUUAUUCAGUGAGUUUUUACAUUAUUCUAAACAAGUUUACAAUGGAAAAAUAAGAAAUGCCGAUUUUCCUUAAUUGAUUCAAUAAAAUGUGGAUCGAAAUAUUGAUUCCAGAAUUUGCUCGGAUUUCUCAACGUAUUACAAGCUCCGUGUUUAUCCCAAGCGACAUUUUUCGAGACACGUAAGAAUGGAAUUGUUCCAGCUAUUCAAAAAAUUUAUGAUGAUCAAUCCGAAAAAAUUGGAAAAAUUUUGAAAUCAUUUGUGAGUUGAAUCCAUUAUUCAAAUUUCAAUCAAUUUCUGUUCAGGGUAAAAAAAUCGAUGUAUCAGGAGACGGAAUGUACGAUUCCAGAGGAUUCUGCGCCUUUUGGUGCCGUUAUGUUAUUAUGUGUGCCGCCACAAAAUUUAUUUUAACUUUCGUAAACAAGAGAAAAACCCCUGGAAGUUUGUAUAUUUUUCUUAAACCAAAUUUAAUCUCAUUUUUUCCAGAAAGUUCAAAAGCGUUAGAAUCGUGGGCACAUAAAGAAGCAUUGCAACAAACCAUUCAGAAAUAUUCCAAAUUAUUUGGCAUACAAAACCCUGUGAAGUCAAUGACCACAGACAGAUGUCCAUCGAUCACCAAAACUAUGGCAAAAUCGUUUCCGAAAUUGAACCAUCUGUAUGAUCUUUGGCAUUUAGUACGUAACAUAACUAUGGACGUGUGGCCGGUGAGUUGUUUGCUUAUUAUUAUUUUUUUUGUUUUCAUCGAGUUGAGCAUUCUCUUUUUUUACAGAAACGAAAUCAGAAACAAAUGAUGCCCAUAAAACCCUGGCUCCAACACAUGUUGAACAAUAUUUAUUAUGCUAUUCAAACAAGCAAUGGUGAUGGUGUUUUGGCAAAGGAGCAAGUAAUGAGCACAUUCGCGCACAUUGCGGGUAUUCAUGAUGAUUUUCAAGUUAGUUUGGUUUAAAAAAAAACUAGGAACAUCACAUUUUUUACAGAACAUUGGCUGGUACACGUUCACAGUGCUAAAAAAAUGUGCACACGAAGAAAAAGAUGUGAGAAAUGUUGGAUAUCUUGAUUUGGAUGAUGAACGAGAUUUCAAAGCCUGGAAAUUAGUCAAGGAUAUAUUUUUGAAGGGAUCUAGGCUUGAAGAUCUCGCAAAAAUUUCACCAAAUUUUUGCACUUCCGAAGUUGAAUCGUUCAAUAGUUUGUCAGCUCAUUAUGCACCCAAAGAUCGAUAUCUGUAGGUUUACUUCUAACUAGCAAGCUUACUGUAGCAAUAGAUUUAUUCCAGACACAAUCACGAAACUUCCUCAAAACUCGCUGUUUUGCAUUGGAAUCAUUUAAAGCUUGAAGAAUUUGAAGGAGUUCGGGUAGUUGAAAGUAUGAAAACCUACACCAACAAAACUAAACAAGAAAAACGAUUGAAAAAGGUGAAAACGAAAUCUAAGCACUCGUGGAGAAAUUUGAUUUUGGAAUGCAGCAUUGUGAAAUUGGGUAAUUUUAAUUAUUUGAAUUUAAUUUCCAUUGUGUUUUUAUAGGAAAUAUUAGAGAGGAUCUAAUUAAUUCCCAAGAUCCCGACUACGAAGACAAUUUGAACGAAGAUUUUGCAGAACGAGUGAGUUUUGGUACAAAAAACACAAAAAAAAAAAAACAUUUUCAGCUCGAAUUUUUGAUGGAUGAAUUAUCGGAUGAGACUGAUAUCGAAGAAAGUAGCAGUGAAUCCGAUUGA